Molecule: messenger RNA, 2484 nt
Organism: Thlaspi arvense
Lineage: Eukaryota; Viridiplantae; Streptophyta; Magnoliopsida; Brassicales; Brassicaceae
Source: the annotation of a GenBank genome assembly
AUGGUGAAGGAUCUCUGCAAAACCACCGGAUCAAUGUCGUCUUCCACUUCUCUGAUGGACAACCUGUUCCAGCGAAGCCUCGAGGAUCUGAUCAAAGGCUUUCGUCUCCAGCUCCUGGGAGAAUCAGCUUUCAUUUCCAGAGCACUAGAUGAAAUCCGCCGCGAGAUCAAAGUGACAGAUCCCUCCACUAAAUCCACAGCCCUUCACAAGCUCACUUACCUCGCCGCACUCCACGGCGUCGACAUGUCGUGGGCGGCUUUCCACGCCGUAGAGGUCGUUUCCUCUUCACGAUUCCAGCAAAAGAGGAUCGGUUAUCAGGCGAUCACCCAAUCAUUCAAUGACCAGACAUCGGUUCUGCUUCUGAUCACAAACCAGGUGCGAAAGGAUUUGAACAGUGCUAACAAAUACGAGAAAUCAGUCGGUGUGGUUUUGAGGGUUUUCGAGAAGUACCCUGAUGCUGUCAACGUGUGUUUCAAACGUCUCGUUGAGAAUCUUCAAAGCUCUGAUCCGCAGAUUCUCUCUGCCGUCGUUGGAUUGUUCUGUGAGCUCGCCGCAAAAGAUCCUACCUCUUGUCUUCCAUUAGCUCCUGAGUUCUAUAAGAUACUGCUAGAUUCGAGGAACAAUUGGGUUUUGAUUAAGGUUCUUAAAAUAUUUGCCAAGUUGGCUUCGAUUGAGCCAAGGUUGGGUAAGAAAGUCGCUGAGCCGAUCUGUGAACAUAUGAGGAGGUCUGUGGCAAAGUCUCUGGUGUUUGAGUGUAUUAGAACCGUGGUGAGCAGCUUGAGCGAUCACGAAGCAGCUGUGAAACUUGCGGUUGCAAAGAUCCGAGAGUUUCUGGUGGAGGAUGAUCCGAAUCUCAAGUAUCUCGGUUUACACGCCUUGUCGAUCGUUUCUUCAAAGCACUUGUGGGCAGUUUUGGAGAACAAAGAGGCUGUUGUCAAGGCUCUGAGCGAUGAGGAUCCAAAUGUGAAACUCGAGGCAUUGCAUCUCUUAAUGUCGAUGGUGAAUGAAGAUAACGUGUCGGAGAUGUCGAGGAUUCUUAUGAAUUAUGCACUCAAAUCUGACCCUGUGUUCUGCAACGAGAUUAUUUCUUCUGUGUUAUCGUCAUGCUCCAGAGAUGUAUAUGAGAUCAUAGUUGACUUUGAUUGGUACUUGUCUCUUCUUGGUGAAAUGGCUAGAAUCCCGCAUUGUCAGAGAGGUGAAGAGAUCGAGCAUCAGAUGGUCGAUAUUGGUGUGAGGGUCAGAGAUGCUAGACCGCAGUUAGUUCGUGUUUCUUGCGCACUUCUUAUAGAUCCUGCGUUGCUCGGUAACUUGUUCUUGCAUCCGAUAUUAGCAGCCGCUGCGUGGGUUUCAGGGGAAUACAUUGAGUUCUCUAAGAAUCCAUACGAAACCGUGGAGGCGCUUCUGCAACCGCGCACUGAUCUCUUGCCGCCUUCCAUAAGAGCCAUCUACAUACAUUCAGCUUUCAAACUUCUUGUCUUCUGUCUCAAGUCUUACUUAUCGGCAGAGGAACCCACUUCGUCAUCCUUGUCUCAGGAGUCUAGUUUUGGCUCUUCCCCAAUGAAUGCUUUCACACAUGAAUCGAUAUUGAAUCUGGUGAAUGUGAUGGAGCUUGGUUUGGGGCCGUUAUUUGGAACUUACGACGUGGAAGUGCAGGAGAGAGUGAAGAAUGUUUUAGGAUUCAUUGGUAUGAUAAAGCAAGAAAUAGCUGAGAAAGUAAACCCACAAGAUAAUGAAACCGAAGCUUAUAGAGUUACAGCAUUCAUGGACGAUGUGUUCUCGGAAGAGCUCGGCCCUGUUUCUGCAACUGCACAGGAUAAAGUAUGUGUACCGGAUGGGCUAGAGCUGAAAGAGAAUCUCAGGGAUCUGGAAGAGAUCUGCGGUGAAUCGGAUUCGGUUUCAUACACUGACAAGAUAAGCUUCUCUGUCUCCAAACUCAGAAUCAGAGAUGAACAAGAAGCCUCGUCAUCUUCAUCUCAUCCACCUGAAGGUGCUGCUGCUGCAUCUCUGCUUGAACACCGAAAACGCCAUGGCAUGUAUUAUCUUACUUCUCAGAAGGACGAACGAAAUAGCAACGGCACGCCAAGCGAUUAUCCUCUGGCAAAUGAAUUAGCAAACGAGUUAUCCCUGGAUUCGUUUAACCCCAAGAGAAAGCCAUCUAAAGCUAGACCUGUGGUGGUUAAACUCGACGAAGGAGAUGAAUCAAGAAUCGCUCCUAAAGCAGAAAAAAAUCCAGAGACUGUAAACGGCGAUGAAUCUUUGUCCCGAGCGAUCCAGACAGCUCUUCUGGCAAAGAACAAGGGAAAAGAGUUAGAAGAGGAAGAGAGCUCGAGAAUAGAAAAUCACGAGAGCUCGGAGAAGACGAAGAGGAAGAAGAAGAAGAAAAAGAAGAAGAAUGAGGAGAGAAGUAGUAAGGAUAAAUCGAGACGGCAAGGCGAGGUAGCUUCUGUUUCAGAACAAGUUAUAAUCCCAGAUUUUCUCUUGUGA